Messenger RNA from Linum trigynum, 1774 nucleotides. The record is from the annotation of a GenBank genome assembly. NCBI's taxonomy places the organism in Eukaryota, Viridiplantae, Streptophyta, Magnoliopsida, Malpighiales, Linaceae.
CCGCACCUUUAAACGCCGUCGUUUGGAGUUGUAGUAAACCCUGCCCUAAACCCACUUCCUCUCCUGCGCGCCAUUCGUCCUUUGCCACCGCAGCCCUUCACCUCCGAAAGCCCCUCGCUCUUCUCCUCCCGCCGGCGGAAAGAUGGACGUAGACAUGGAAGAGCGGCAGAUUCAAGCUCGUUUCGUCACCAAAUUGAACCCGCCAUUCAAAGCUCCACCGUCUGCAAUUACCAUCCCGGCUACCGUCACACGUCUCGGCCUCUCCACUAUCGUCAACAGCCUCAUCAAAGCUGGUGAUCCUGAAUGGGAGACUCAGCCCUUUGAUUUCUUGAUUGAUGGAGAGCUUGUUCGUAUGUCACUCGAUCGAUUCCUUCUUGCUAAGGGCAUUUCUGCUGAGAAGACAUUGGAAAUUGAAUAUAUCAAGGCUGUUGUUCCGAGGAAAGAGGAGGAGCCCUCAUUGCAUGACGACUGGGUCAGUGCAGUAGAUGGUUCAUGUUCUCGGUUCAUCUUGACCGGAUGCUACGACGGUUUUGGAAGGGUCUGGAAAGGUGCUGGAGUGUGCACCCAUAUACUUGAAGGGCACACUGAUGCAAUUACCUCUGUCAGUGUCAUUAACCCACUAGGUGAUGUAACCCUGGCUACUGCCUCAAAAGAUCGAACUCUCAGACUGUGGAAGAUGGAUUCAGAAGGAGUUGAGGAUUCUCCUGCCAAGAUUAGGCCAUUCAAGAUUUUGCGUGGUCAUAAUGCAUCCGUAGGGAGUGUUGCAGCUCAGGCAUCUGGAAGCAUGAUCUGUUCAGGUUCUUGGGAUUGUAGGGUUAACUUGUGGCAGACAGAUGAAUCCUCUGCAGAAGGUGACUCGGUAUCAGUUAAGAAGAGAAAAACUAAAAAUGGAACUGAAGAACCUCAGUUGGAGGGUGUACCUGUCUCUACGCUAGUGGGUCACACGCAACAAGUAUCCUCGCUCAUAUGGCCAGAUCGCGAUACAAUUUAUUCAGCAUCGUGGGAUCAUACUAUCAGAAGAUGGGAUGCUGAGACAGGGAAAGAUGUUUCGAGCAUUAUCUGUGGAAGACCCUUCAACUGCCUUAGUGUAGGAGGUGAAGGUUCAACCCUUGUGGCUGCUGGUGGAUCCACUCCCAUACUUAGGAUAUGGGAUCCACGAAAGCCAGGAACAUCUGCCCCUGUGUACCAGUUUUCUUCCCACACUUCUUGGAUAUCAGCUUGCCAAUGGCACAGCAAAUCUUGGUUCCACUUACUCUCUGCAUCCUAUGAUGGGAAAGUCAUGCUGUGGGAUCUCAGAACCGCGUGGCCUGUUUCUGUUAUUGAGUCGCAUGAAGACAAGGUCCUUUGUGCUGAUUGGUGGAAAGAGGACUGUGUUAUCAGCGGCGGCAGAGACUCGAAGCUUCGGAUUUCUUCUGGAGUUCCCGUUCUUUGAAAGGUGGUUUAGGAUUAAAGGUUUGAUUAUCUGUGGUCGAGAGGAGCUAAGAGCUAACUGUACCGUAUGCAUGGAAAAGGCUUUGUGAUAGAUCUCUCGGUUUUGAUGUGUGGUUAGAAUCUGUAUGCAAGAAUCUUGUGCUUAUCAAAGGGAAACUUAGAAAUUUUUGGCAUCAUACUCUCUCUUUAUCGUUUCAAUCUUAUCCGAUGUCCACGAAGGGAUGUCAUCAUGUUGGUUGUGGGAAACACAUUAUUUGCAGUAUUUUGUUAAUUCGUAUUAUUGUCGGUUUUUAUGAUUCGGAGUAUUAUCUGGGAUAUUCGGGAAUAAAUAGGGAGUUGAUUG